This is a messenger RNA of Sinocyclocheilus anshuiensis, 2096 nucleotides long. RefSeq names its product ribonuclease inhibitor-like. The record is from RefSeq and is a predicted model, not a curated record. Lineage: Eukaryota; Metazoa; Chordata; Actinopteri; Cypriniformes; Cyprinidae. Gene Ontology annotation, molecular function: protein binding. Bases 1 to 2073 code for a protein of 690 amino acids. The transcript has 11 exons.
AUGAUUGAUUUGCUCAAGACUGCAGUGGACAAGGCACUCGAAAGUGAUAAUGGACACCUGGAUCUUUUUCUUCGAUUCCUCCUUGGUUUGUCACUCCAGUCCAAUCAGAGACUCUUACAGGGUCUGUGGACGCAGCAAAAUAGAAAUGAGCAGAGCAAAAAGGAAAUAGUUCAGUACAUCAAGCAGAAAUUUGAAGCUAAUCUGUCUCCAGAGAGAUCCAUCAAUCUGUUCUACUGUCUGAAUGAACUGAACGACCAAACUCUGGUGAAUGACAUUCAGACCCACCUUAGCAAAGGAAGCCUCUCAUCUGCUGAUCUUUCACCUGCCCAGUGGUCUGCUUUGGUCUUUGUGUUGUUGACAUCAGAGGAGGAGCUGGAGGAGUUUGAGCUUCAGAAAUUCAAGAAAUCAGACGAGUGUCUCAUUAGACUAUCAGCAGUCAUCAAAACCUCCAAAAGAGCUCUGCUAAAUGACUGUGACUUAACAGACAAAAGCUGUCCAGCUCUGGCUACAGUUCUUGGAUCAGAUACCAAUCUGAAAGAGCUGAAUAUGAACAAUAAUAAUCUGCAGGAUUCAGGAGUGAAGCUGCUCUGCACUGGACUGAAGAAUAUAAAUUGCAAAUUAGAGUUAUUGAGGCUGUGUGAUUGUGGUCUAACAGAGGAAAGCUGUUCAUCUCUCGCUACAGUCCUGAGAUCAAACUCCAGUCUGAAAGAGCUUGACAUCAGCAACAAUAAUCUGCAGGAUUCAGGAGUGAAGAAACUCCAGAACGGAUUAGAAAAUACAAAAUGCACAUUGGAGAAACUCAGACUUUCAGACUGCAGUAUCACUGGAGAAGGUUAUAAAGCUCUGUCUUCAGCUCUGAGAUCAAACCCUUCACACCUGAUAGAGCUGGAUCUCACAGGAAAUGAUCCUGGAGCAUCAGGAGUGAAGCAGCUCAGUGAUUUACUACAGGAUCCAAACUCUCAACUCAAGACACUGAGUCUGUGUAGAUGCAGUAUUACAGAGAAACAGUGUCUCAUCCUGACUUCAGCUCUGAAAUCAAACCCAUCACACCUGAGAGAACUGGAGCUGAGCUGGAAUCCAAUAAAAAACACAGGAGUGAAUCACUUAUGUGACGUACUGAAGGAUUCACACUGUAAACUGAAGAGAUUGAGGUUAAGCAACUGUGAAAUGACAGAUGAAGGUUGUUCUGCUAUGACUUCAGCUCUGAAAUCAAACCCAUCACACCUGAGAGAACUGAAGCUGAGCGGGAAUAAACUAGGAGACUCUGGAGUGAAAAACCUCAGUGAUCUACUGAUGAACACACAAUGCAAGCUGGAGAAACUAGAUCUGUGUAGAUGCAGUAUUACAGAGAAACAGUGUCUCAUCCUGACUUCAGCUCUGAAAUCAAACCCAUCACACCUGAGAGAACUGAACCUGAGCGGGAAUCCAAUAAAAAACACAGGAGUGAAUCACUUAUGUGACGUACUGAAGGAUUCACACUGUAAACUGGAGAGAUUGAGGUUAAGCAACUGUGAAAUGACAGAUGAAGGUUGUUCUGCUAUGACUUCAGCUCUGAAAUCAAACCCAUCACACCUGAGAGAACUGAAGCUGAGCGGGAAUAAACUAGGAGACUCUGGAGUGAAAAACCUCAGUGAUCUACUGAUGAACACACAAUGCAAGCUGGAGAAACUAGAUCUGUGUAGAUGCAGUAUUACAGAGAAACAGUGUCUCAUCCUGACUUCAGCUCUGAAAUCAAACCCAUCACACCUGAGAGAACUGAAGCUGAGCGGGAAUAAACUAGGAGACUCUGGAGUGAAAAACCUCAGUGAUCUACUGAUGAACACACAAUGCAAGCUGGAGAAACUAGAUCUGUGUGGAUGCAGUAUUACAGAGAAACAGUGUCUCAUCCUGACUUCAGCUCUGAAAUCAAACCCAUCACACCUGAGAGAACUGAAGCUGAGCUGGAAUAAACUAGGAGACUCUGGAGUGAAUCACUUAUGUGACGUACUGAAGGAUUCACACUGUAAACUGGAGAGAUUGAGGUCAGUAACAUUCACAGACAAGAAUCAAAAUGAUGAAAAUCACUUUGUUUAACCCUUAAGCGCUGUUCAAGGUCU